AUGGCUUCAGGCGCCGUUCUUUCCUCUGAGCGCAAGGCUCCAAAGAAGUACCUAGCCACUUUUGUGCGUUUUGAUGUACCUAUCGUGCGGGCUAGCGAAUACAGUGGUCAUGAAGUUGAACUCCUGCUGCUAGCUUGGGCCUUGCUGCUGUAUCGCUAUAGCAAUGGCAAUCACGUCCAGUUCACCUGGGGCCGGAAUGGCACGACGGCGGGUUUCACUUCCAAUUUCGACACUUCUGUUUCUUGGGACGCGUCCGAUCCGGUCGCGAGGGCCCUGGAGAGUGUUCAGUCUUAUCGCCAGGAAACACAAGCAGGGAACCUAGUCGCAUUGGACAAUGCGGUUUUAUUCCUCAACGAUGAAUGCGCGCCUAGCGAUUUGCCUAGUAAUGCUAGAGUUAGCGAUAGCGACGAGCUCGAAAGUGGAAUGGAAUGGGGAAACAUCCAACUUCAAGCGACUAUGUCUGAUGGUAACCUGUGGCUGCGCCCGUGCUGGCGCAAGCCCCGCGGUGCCGAAUACAUCGCGACACACUUUACGAAUGCGUUGGUGGAGAUCCUCAAUACACUACUUACAGAUAUGUCCAGGCCGGUUUCGUCCGUACUUGAAUUGGGCGAACUCGACCGGUCUGAAAUUUGGCGCUGGAACAAAGACUUACCUCCCGCCGAAGACACAUGUAUUCAGGAAUUAAUAUCGGAGCAAGCGCGACAACAACCUGAGGCGCAGGCAGUUUGCUCGUGGGAUGGUAACCUCACAUAUGGAGAGGCGGAGAGACACUCGACCAUUCUUGCGCAUCAUCUCGUUGGACUCGGUAUAAAAAUCGGGCAGAUCGUGCCAAUUUGUUUCGAAAAGUCGCGCUGGACGGUGGUUGGUGUCCUUGGUGUAAUAAAGGCUGGUGGUGCAUUUGUCCUUAUGGACCCCAGUCAACCCUUGGAGCGACGACAGACCAUUGCGGAGCAAGUCAGCGCCACUUUGAUUGUCACAUCAAAGAAACAUGGUCCUUAUGGUUCCCAGAUUGCCCCCGGUGCCACUACGGUUGCCAUUGCUGAAGAUUCACUCCAUGAGCUGGCCGAGAAAGCGUCCAACAAUACCCAGCCUGGGCUUCCAAAGGUCCCGACAAACUCCAUUCUCUAUCUGAUCUUCACCUCUGGAAGCACCGGCAAGCCGAAAGGGGUGAUCAUCAAUCAUGUCGCCUAUACCACGAGUGCCAUUGCCCGUAGUGCAGCUGUGGGCUACAAAUCAGAUACUCGAGUGCUUGACUUUGCCUCAUAUGCAUUUGAUGUCAGUGUGGACAGUAUGCUCUGCACGAUGCUCCGAGGUGGGUGUCUUUGCAUUCCUUCCGAUGAAGACCGUCUGAAUGAUCUGAGCGGCGUGCUUCGUCGAAUGAAAAUCACCAUGUCCAACAUGACACCUUCAGUUGCCCGAAUUUUGGAUGACGACAUUAUUCCUUCGUUGCACAGUCUUGGUCUUGGAGGUGAAUCAUGCUCUGUUGGUGACGUCUCUGAAUGGGGCAAGCACACUCGAAUCGUGAUCGGGUACGGCCCAUCUGAGUGCACUGUUGGAUGCACGAUCAACCCAAGUGCCGCAGGAAAGUCCUACGUUAGUAUCGGACCCGGCAACGGAGGCGUGAUUUGGCUCGUGGACCCCGAUGAUCACAACAAAUUGAUGCCAAUCGGCGCAGUCGGCGAGCUUCUAGUCGAAGGCCCGAUUGUAGGCCAAGGGUAUCUUGGCGAUCCUGAAAAGACAGCGGCUUCCUUCAUUGAGGAUCCUACAUGGCUCCUGGCUGGUGCCGAUGGUGUACCCGGACGUAGUGGCCGACUUUACAAGACUGGUGACCUUGUUCGCUACGAUCCAGAUGGAGAGAAAGGGUUCAUCUUUGUCGGUCGUAAGGACACGCAGGUCAAACUUCGUGGGCAACGAGUCGAGCUCGGGGAGAUUGAGCAUCACCUGCGGAGACUCCUCCCCUCUGGAACCGACAUCGCAGCCGAAGUCAUUGCGCCUCAGGGCCGGAGCAAAGAGUCGAUGCUGCAGGCCUUUGUUGCUGAUCCUAAUGGUAAAAAGGUGGAAGGCGCUGAGGAUAGCGGGCUUCAACAGGUCGAAUUUUCGGUUCUUGUUCAGGAGGCAAUGAAGGACCUUAAUGAAAAGUUGGGCAAAACCCUUCCGGUGUACAUGAUCCCAUCAGCAUACGUCGGUAUCGACCGUAUGCCAAUGCUCGUCUCUGGAAAGACCGAUCGGAAGCUGCUGCGCUCUUUUGGAUCCCAACUGAACCUGCAAUCAAACUCAGCCGAUUCGUCAAAUAGCGAAAGACAGAAUCCUAGCUCCGAGGCAGAGACCUGCCUGCAUGGGAUUUGGUGUCGUCUUCUUGGGCUGACUGUAGAUGAAGUGAGCACCACUCACAACUUCUUCAUUCUCGGCGGAGAUUCUGUCCUGGCAAUGAAGUUGGUGCCCGCAGUGCGCGACCAAGGAUUCCUUUUGACUGUUGCGGAUAUCUUCAGCUUCCCUGUCCUGUCGGAUAUGGCAAAUUCUAUGCAAAGGGAAGAGGCUGACUCGCAGGUCGAGGUGGCCCCCUUCUCUUUGAUUGACCCUGCUUGGGACCGUGAUGCCGCUCUUGAAGAGGCAGCUAGCCAAUGUGGUGUUGGAAAAGCCUCUGUCGAGGAUAUCUACCCAUGCGCACCUUUGCAAGAGAUCCUGAUGGCGUUCUCUGCUCGCUCGGCUGAGAGUCAUGUGGCACAGCGAGUUGCAGAGAUCCCAAGCAGAGAAAGUACAGAGAGGUUGAAAGAGGCCUGGAGUACCGUCAUUCAAGAGAGUCCAGUUCUACGUACUCGCGUGGCUGAGUUCAAGGAACACGGAUUCAUGCAGGUUGUCAUCAACGAAACCCCAGAAUGGCAACACAUUAGUCUCAACUUGGACGAAUUCUUGAAACAAGAUCAGAAUACUCCCAUGUCGGUCAAUAUGCCACUGAGUCGAUAUUCUAUCGUCCACAGCGAGUCGACCAACAAGAUUCAUUUUGUCUGGACGGUUCACCACGCAGUCUACGACGGCUGGUCGACAGACCUACUCUUCGAGCAUGCGCAGAACGCAUACAAGGCUCUUCCAACCACACGCCCGGCGCAAUUCAAGCACUUUAUUCAGUAUCUGACUGAUCCAGUCAGAGAAAGCUCCAAGGACUACUGGCGGGUCCAACUGCAAGGUGCUACUGGUCCCCAGUAUCCUGCGUUGCCGUCUCGGAUGUACAUCCCCGAGCCCAACGCGGUUGCUCAUAGGUUUGUUCCUGUCCGGCAAACCAACCGAUCGAGCACCACUACAGCGACACUCAUCCGAGCUGCAUGGGCUCUAGUGGCUUCGCAAUAUACUAUGAGCGACGACGUGGUAUUUGGAGAAACAUUUGCUGGACGCACCCUCCGCAUUCCUGGCGUUGAGCAGAUUGAAGGUCCAAUGAUCACCACAGUCCCUGUAAGAGUGCGUAUUGAUCGAUCUGCGCCCAUGCGAGAAUUCUUGCAGUCUAUCCAGGAGCAAGGCCUUGUACGAGCUGCGCACGAGCAUCUCGGCAUGCAGAAUAUUCGUCGUGUGAGCGCUGAUGCCCAGCUGGCCUGCGAGGUUAAGAUGGGUCUGGUCAUUCAGCCACGACCAGCAGAGAAGGCAUAUCAGGCCGAAGACGACCUUCCUAUGUUCCGGGCCGAGGAUGCAGCGUAUGAGGCCCUUCGAUUUAAUUCCUACCCAUUGAUGCUCGCGUGCUCUUUGCGCUCCGAUGGAUUUGAGGUGACUGCUGGUUUCGAUUCUGGUCUCAUCACCGAGCCGCAAAUGAACCGGGUACUUGCACAGCUUGAAUAUGUGGCCUUCCAGCUCCUUGAUAACGAGAACUCUCAGUUGAGCAGUAUCAUCUACUUGGGCGAGCAAGAGCUCGCCGAGAUCUGGGAGGCAAACAAAGAGGUGCCUAUUGUUUCAGAAGAUAAAGCUCACGAGGAAACGAAGGCGCUUGCAGAAAAAUACUCCACAAGCUUUGUCCCGUGGAUUGUGCACCCUUUCAAUCACGAAUUGUUGAUGCCAUUUGGAACAGUGGGUGAGCUGCUAUUAGAAGGCGUUGGAGAUGUUGCAAACGUCGACGCCCCCGAGUGGCUGAAGCAGGGCACAGAGAGUUUUUCGGGCCGGAACAGCAAGCUCUACCAGACUGGUGACCUGGUCAAAUACGCUGAUGACAAGUCCUUGGUCUUUAUGGGCCGCAAAGAAAGUCUCCGAAGAGUAGAUGGCCAUGUCAUGGAUCUUGCUGCCAUCGAUCUUCAGCUGCGGAAUUUCCUCCCAAAUACCGAAGUCGCAAGUCAGCUUAUUGUGCCAAAAGGCCACGAUACUCAAUUCCCGGUGCUUGUUGCUUUUGUUAGCCAGGCUCGCUCCAAGGAAGGUGCCACCGUGGUUGAGCUUGGCAUCAAUACCAAGGAUUCGGAGCUUCCGCUGUCCACAGUCAUCUCUCCACAGCUUGCCGAGUCCAUCGUGAGUCUUAAGAAGCAACUGGCUGAUGUUUUACCACCCUAUAUGGUCCCCUCCGUCUACAUUCCUCUUGAGAAUAUUCCUUACAUUGGCGAGCAAGUUGAUGUGGUGUCACUUCAAGUUACAGCGGAGCACGUUACCCAAGAGCUCUUAUUGCAGCUGCGAACAGCAUUCAUGAACUUGCGUUCUAGCCAAAGAAUGAAGCAAUUGACGGCAAAGGAGCGGGUACUUCGUGGUCUUUGGGCCAAAUCACUUCGCAUGGAAGAAGAAACGCUAGCUCUAGAUGACAACUUCUUCCGGCUGGGAGGUGAUUCUAUCAUGGCUAUGAAGCUAGUCUCAGCACUCCGUCUGGUCGGCUACCAUUUGUCGGUAACGAAGAUUUUCCGCAAUAUGCAGCUGCGUGCCAUGGCUGGUGCCCUCGAGGAGCUGCCUGAAGAGGGCCAGCGCGUGGCCAAGGAAUACAAGCCAUUCUCACUUCUGAACGUCGAGCAUGUCGAGCCUUAUCUCUUAGCCAAUAUUCAGCCUGCUCUGGGAGAUUCUUCCUGGGUCAUUCAGGAUGUACUUCCGGCUACAGAGACACAACAGUGUGAUGUGGAGGCGACUGUUUUUGCACCGCGGAGCGCUGUUCAGUACAAUAUGUUGUACUUCAACAAGACUGUUGAUAUAACGCACAUUGUCAGCUCAUUUGAGCAACUCAUCUCUGCUUACCAAAUUCUGCGUACCGUGUUCAUCAAGGAUAGCCGCCGCGUUAUGCAGGUAGUCUUAAAGAGCCUCAAGGUCCCCGUCUCCGAGCAUAAAAUAGACGGGCCUGUGGAUGACUUCUGCAAGAAGCUAGCCAGUGAAGACAUCGAAGUCAAUACUUCGUUUGUCUUUGGCUCGUCUUUCCUGCACCUUUUCAUCAUCCAUGGUGCUGAAGAGACAGGCUUCAUGAUAAGGAUCUCACACGCUCAAUACGACGGAAUUUCGUUUCCUGAAAUUCUCCGACAGCUUGAAAUGCAAUAUGAUCACAAGGAAAUUCCUCCAUUGGCGCCAUUCUCCAACUACAUACAAUACCAGUCUGACUCCAAAAUUGAGAAUAUUCAAUACUGGCGCAACGUCCUGCAGGGAUCCUGGUUGACUACUCUCCCAGCACCUGCAGUGGGCAGCAAAGCUAAGUUUAUCAAGAGGGCCGCCAACCUUUCUGCCCGAUCUCCGGACACAACCAUGGCCACCCUGCUCACAGCAAGCUGGGCUCGCGUGCUGGCUCAAUAUCUCGGCAAAGACGACAUCACCUUCGGAAGCGUCGUAUCAGGUCGCACUGUCGACCUCCCAGGUGUCGAGCGCAUCAUGGGACCAACUUACCAAUAUAUGCCACUCCGAGUCAAGUUUCAGCCUGGCUGGACAGUUAAAGACCUCCUCGAAGGCGUGCGGAACCAAUUCCUCGAAGGAAGCCGCCACGCCACGCUUGGCUUCCAAGAGAUCUCGGAUAAUUGCACAAGCUGGUCCCCUACUAUUCCAUUCUUCUCGUCUAUAGUGCACCACCACGACAUCGAGUACUUUGACAAGAUUCCGUUUGCGGGUACCGAGUGUGGUGUUGACUAUACGAACCCGCACCCCGAGCCGCCCAGUCCAACUCGUAUUGUCUCGUAUACGGAGGCUGGAGAGACAUUUGUCGGAAUUGAAGCAGAUGAGGAAAGAAUGGAUUUCUGGAAGGCGAGGCUGGAAGAGUUAGCUGUUGCCAUUGAAGGUUUUGUACGUGAUCCUACCGCUGUGGUCUGA
Molecule: messenger RNA, 6234 nt
Organism: Penicillium atrosanguineum
Lineage: Eukaryota; Fungi; Ascomycota; Eurotiomycetes; Eurotiales; Aspergillaceae
Exons: 2
Coding region: 1-6234 (2077 amino acids)
Biological process (GO): secondary metabolite biosynthetic process; amino acid activation for nonribosomal peptide biosynthetic process
Cellular component (GO): cytoplasm
Molecular function (GO): phosphopantetheine binding; catalytic activity
Source: RefSeq, a predicted model, not a curated record